Messenger RNA from Megalobrama amblycephala (Wuchang bream), 3252 nucleotides. RefSeq lists its product as uncharacterized. Gene Ontology annotation, molecular function: zinc ion binding; ubiquitin-protein transferase activity. The transcript has 18 exons. Bases 171 to 2786 code for a protein of 871 amino acids. The record is from RefSeq and is a predicted model, not a curated record. NCBI's taxonomy places the organism in Eukaryota, Metazoa, Chordata, Actinopteri, Cypriniformes, Xenocyprididae.
UUUCUGUAUUCAUGAUUAUAGGUGCAGGAGCUAUAGCAUCACUGCAUGUGAGUAAAAGACUUCAGCGAAAGUGAAACUUAACAGAUGAACAGGAAGCUUCAUUAAACAACAGCAUUUCAUUUCUCUGACAAUUUGAAAUGAACAACCUGAUCUGAUAUUCACUCUCAGUCAUGGCAUCCUCCAGUGGUCCAGCACUAAAUGAGGAGCUCCAGUGCCCCAUCUGUAUGGAAGAGUUCCCUGAUCCAGUCACCACUCCAUGUGGACACAACUUCUGCAGAACUUGUCUUACAAACACACAGACCUGCUUCUGUCCAUUCUGUAAAGAAAGAUCCAGCAAAAUACUUGAUCUUGAGAGCAACACAGCACAGAGGUUAACAGAGGUUAUGCAAAACUUUAAAGAGAAGCUCGAUCUAGGAGAAUCUAAGGUCUUCUGUGACUUCUGUGAUGAAAGAAAGCAGAAAGCUGUGAAGUCCUGCCUGAUGUGUCAAAGCUCUUACUGUGAUGAUCAUCUGGAGCCUCAUCGCAGAGUCCCACGUCUAAAGAAACACAAACUCAUCAACGCUGUGGAAAAUCUGGAGGAUUAUAUAUGCCAGAAACAUGAGAGACCUCUGGAGAUGUUCUGCAGAGAUGAUCAGACGCGUGUUUGUCUGUUCUGCACUGAAGGAGAUCACAGGACUCACAACACUGUUCCUAUAGAGGAGGAGAGUCAAGAGGAGAAGCUGGUUCAGACAGACAAGCAGCAGAUGAUCCAGGACAAAAUGAAGGAGAAUCAAGAGAGCGAACACUCAGUGGAGCUUAGAAAGGCAUCAUCAUCAGAAGUGGAAUCAGCUGCAAGGGCUCUUAUUGAGGUGUUAGCCAGGGGCCUGGCUGCAUCUUCAUCAGGUGGCACAUCUUCAACAAGAGAAAAUGUGCGAUUGAGCGAGGCAAGUGACAAUACUCCUUUGCCCACUCUGCCGGAACCAGAAAAUAGGGUGAGGCAGGCAUUGAAAAGGCAAUUCUCAAGUAUGUUUAGGACUGAAAGUGACCAGCCUAGGGGCAAAAAACCUUUCUCUUUGGCCAAACCUGUCAAUGUGAAAAAGACAGAUUUUCAAAUAGAUGUUCUCUCCAAACAAACCCUGUUUACUCCAAAAAAAGAUGAAGACCUAGAACUUUUACAUGCUGGGCUUGGGAAAAGGCUGUUAAGUUUUCCAGACAAUUUUAAACACAGUGAGAUUGUCACACUGCUUGAGGAAGAAUUUCCUAAAUUAAAAACUCUUCAGGGGGGCUGGAUGUUUUACAAAUCUACAGGAAAUAGUGGGCGGCGUAAGCUAACUUUAAUUCCCACUGACUCUGAUGGAUACUCAACUCGGCUCCUGAAGUCAGUGUCGAAAAAUGGGAAGAACAUGCUCUUUGCAGUUCCACUACAAGAGCAGCUUUCCAUUGAACCACUUCCCUAUGAUGCUGUGGAGUUUGCAAAGAUGCCACUGUCAAACUGUAUGAAAUGUGGCAAGAAAAUACCACUGCCAUUGUUGCCCUUGCAUAUUGAAGAGUGCAACACAACUGAAACUGAAUCUGUAAAUGAUGUGAUUUUGCAUGAGGAACAUGAUGAUGAAAUUGUUAGUGGAGCCACUGACCAGCCAAGCCCACUUUACAAAGAAUUAGAAGAACCAUCUGAGGAAUCUGUAAAUGAUAUGAUUUUGCAUGAGGAACUUGAUGAUGAAAUUGUUAGUGGAGCCACUGACCAGCCAAGCCCAAUUUACACAGAAUUAGAAGAACCAUCUGAGAUUUGUCCCAUUUGCCAGAUUUCUUUCCCAGCCGAUGUCUUGCCAUAUCAUGCAAGCAUGUGUGGUGAAGGGGAAAGGAGUUUCAGUGACAGUGAUUCUCCAAGCACUUCUACAAGACAUGAACUACCAGGACCCUCAAUGGCACAAUCAUACACAUCACUAUCAGCAGGUUGUGCACCACACUUUCUGCUUGCAUGGAAAUAUGAAACUGACCCUCUGAAAGCAUCUCAAAUGUUCCGUGCGGAAUUGCUUUCCGAAAAUAGAUUCUGUCCAUCUAUGUCACUAAUGAUCAACCAAUUUGAUACUGUGGACGAGCAGGACAGAACACUGAUUUCAUUUUAUAAAAAGAACAGUACUAACUGGUCAGCUCCAUUGAGAUGUAGUUUGAUAGGAGAUGAAGCUGUUGGCACAGGAGUCAACCGUCAUAUCUUUUCAAUGAUUAUGCAAAAACUGAAGACUGGCUUCUCUUUAAAUUUGGGUUCUGCUGCCACAACACUUUUUGAGGGAGAAAAAAACCACCGUGUCCCAUCUGCAUCUGUUGUACUACGUGACAGCAACCUAUUCCAAAUGGCUGGUCGAAUGAUAGGUCAUUCUUUUAUACAUGGAGGUCCUUGUCUUUCUGGACUGAGCUUACCGGUGGUAAUACUUCUAACAGGAGGAAGUGCUGACAGUGCGGCUUCAGCUCUGACACUGCAGGAUUGCCCCGACUUAGACCACCGGGAAACCAUUCGUUUGCUCAAGAAAACAAAACUCACUGAAGAAGAAAGGACUAGAUUGUCUGAACUUUGCCUUUUCUGGGAUCUCCCUGUUCCGUCUUCCACUAAUCGUGACUGGCUGUUUCAACAGCUGUUGUCACAUGCUGUAAUUGGACGUGUUAAAAGCCAGAUUAAGGAUUUGAGAAAAGGUAUCAAAGAAACUGGUAUCUGGCCACUUCUAUCCCAGAGACACGACAUGCAACGCAUAGUUUUCCCAAGGGAUUCAGUUAUGGAACAUUACAUCACAGACAGUCCUUCAAAAAAUUGAAUGGCCAAAGGACAAUGACUCUAUUUCUGUUGAGACAAAGUGCGUCAUCACAAGCUAUAUGCGAAGGUUCAUUGAAGAAGCAUCACCAAACAUGCUGAGUGACCUAAUGAAGUUCUGGGUGGGAUGGGAGGUGCCAGAAGAAGACCUGGUUUUGGAAGUGGUGACUGCCAGAUACCCUGUUGCACACACGUGUUUCAAAAGCUUGAGCCUUCCCUGUCACUAUCAGAGCUAUGCCGCAUUCAAAAUGGAUAUGGUAAUGUGCCUACAAUCUGUAAAUAGUGGAUUUGGUCUCGUUUAACUAGCAAGAGAUAACUGGGGUAGUGUUGUUUGAUGAACUUCUUAUAUGCCUCUUUAAAAUGAUGAUAUAGUAAUGUUCUUCAACUGGAGGAAUUUAGCCAAAUUUAACAAGAGUUAUUAAAAAAAAAAAAAAAAAAAAAAAAGACAAGAUGUGAAAAAUGUGUUUGAC